GAGUUGACAGAAGUCUUACUGAGUAGAGUGUAGCAGGGCUCACUGGGAGAUCGACUGCUUUGUUCUGUAUCACAGAUUUUUCAUUAGCACCAUCAUCCUGCACUGUGGACAUGGAGGCUCAGAGAAAAAGCAAUGGAUCGAAUGCAAUUUUUAUUCACAAACAUCAUUUAUGUUUGCACGAUUUGAAAAUGCACAAUCAGCAUUUGAGGAACAUCUAUCUUCUAAAAACCAACGUGCCUGAAUACCCUCAACCAGAGUUUCACGUGUCCAAUCUGAAACACGACACACAGCAAGGAGGCUUACUGAGGAUCUGGAAGGACGAAGGCUUUAAGGAUCCUCACGGAGGGAUGAAGGAUCCAGACGGCCUGUCCCUGGUGUGGUGGAGUCUGGCUGUGGGCCCCCAGGAGAUCCAGUCAGCUGAGACCAGGCUCCUCGAUAAGUUCUACCCAAACCGGAUGGAGAAGCAGGCUGAAAAGAAGCCGAGCUACCUGGACGAGAUCUAUCCAGACCGGAACAAGCAGGAGAGCUUCCUCUGGAAGUUUGCUACCUCUCCGGCCUUUGGCGAGAAGUCCAGGUUUGGAUCGUACCGCUUCACCUUCCCCCUGCACGAAGUGGUGACCGCCUACAGCGAGCAGUUUUGCUCCGGAGCUCCGCCCAUGAUAAGGGUGUUCAAGACCUCCCUCUACAAUCAGGAAGUGCAGUACGCUGUGCUGAUCCACAGCCCGGCCAGAGAGAAGCUCUUCUCAGAGUAUCCUUUGCUUGCUUAUGAUGACCCGAACGCCGUCUUCACUUACAGAGACGGACACUUCAUCUGGAGGUCACAGGCCAUGUGCGAGACACACAGUUGGAAAUUGAUCCAAAAACCUGACAAAAACCAGAUGGAAGCUGACAGUCUAUAUUCUCAUCAACAUCAGUUUUAUGUUUGGGAUAAUGUCGCCGUCGCCCUGCACGUGGAGCACGGACAGGUGCUGAAGUUUGACUGCGAUCGACUGAGAGCAAACCUCACGUACUGUGAGAAACCUGAAGAGGAUGUUCUAACAAACCUCUUGUUAGGUGAGAAACCUGAACAGAGUGUUGCACCUGGAAUCCAGUAUGACAGCUUUGAAAAUGCUAAAUCGUUGGUUGGACAUUUGUGGCCUGACGCAGGCUUCCCCCUGGGGAAGGAGCCUUCACUCAAGCUCAUUUUCUAAGGUAAUGAAUCAGUAAUUAAAGGAAUAGUUUCUGCUGUCAUUACAAAUACACAAAAGCUGACACAUGGACACACAACUACUAAAGGUGAAGGUAACAAUCCUCACCUGUGAUCUAUUUGCUUGUAAUUAUGUGUUUAUGAAAAGUCAGUGAGUUUCUGGCCUCCAGAUAGACCACUGCAUGUUUUGCUGGUAUACUGAUGACACCACCGUGGUUGGGCUCAUCUCUGAUGGAGCUGAGACAGCGUACAGGGUGGAGGUAGAGAACUUGUCCUGCUGGUGCUCAGAAAAUAACCUGAAGCUGAACAUCCUUCAAACCAAAGACCUCAUCAUGGACUUCAGGAGGCACAGACAGGUCCACUCUCAUUAUAAAUGAAGAACAGGUUGAAUCUGUCUCCACCUUCAGGUUUCUGUGCACCCACAUCUCCACCAACCUCACCUGGACCCACACCACCAUCGCCCUGGUAAAGAAGGCCCAGCAGCAGCUGCACCUCCUCCGUGUGCUGAGGAAGAAGAACCUGGACCAGGAGCUGCUGCUGACCUUCUCCCCUCCUCAGUGGAGAGCGUGCUCCUCCUGCCUGCUGUUUGUACUCUGAGGCCACGACUGAGAACAGGAAGGCUGCACAGAGGGUCAUUAACACCACCCAAAACAUCACUGCCAACCCUGGAGGCCAUCGCCAGCUCCUCCUGUCUGUGAACCAUCACAAGUGACCCCGCCCACCACCUGUUUGACCUGCCACCCUCUGGUCUGUGCCUGAGCUCAAUCAGGUCAUCCAAGACACAUCCACCUAUCCACCUCAUCAAUCGGAGCCAUGAUCUGAGUAACCCUCAUCACUCAGGUCACUCACACACAGACUGUUCAGACCAGGUCGUUUUUUGCACCGCUUCCAAACACUUUGCCUUUCUGGCACAGGUGGCUUUCCUCCAGGAGACCCACCUGAGUCAAUCAGAACAUGAUAAAUUGAGAAGAGAAGGUUUUAAAAACGUAUUUUUGUCUUCAUACAAGGGAGGACAUAGGAGAGGAGUUGCUAUACUUAUUUCAAAUGCAAUUAAUUAUGAACAUAUAUCAGAACUACAGGAUGGGGAGGGAAGGUUUGUAAAAAUUACGGGUAAAAUUGAAGGUCAGGAAAUGACGUUUAUAAAUGUGUAUAUUCCUCCGGGAAGUAACUGGACAAUAUAUAAACAAAUAUUUGAUUUAAUGGUGAAUUCACAAGGUCUGGUAAUCUGUGGAGGUGAUUUCAAUAUUAGAUUGAACCCUAAACUAGAUGUGUCUGGAGCAUCUAUUAGCUCAAAUGCUCUUACAAAGAAAUUUAAUCAAUUGAUGGAGGAAUUGGGGAUAAUUGAUGUUUGGAGAGAGUUACAUCCUAAAAGUAGGGACUAUACCCACUACUCCUGUCCCCAUAGGACUUAUUCUAGAAUGGAUUACUUCUUUAUGUUCAGUAGUGAUUGUACUAGAGUAAAGGAAUGUAAAAUUAAAACGAUAGAUCUUUCAGAUCAUAGCCCCAUUUCAUUGUCUUUGAGUUUAGAGAAGAAAGCCAGGAAGGUGCUGUGGAAAUUGAAUUCAACUAUAUUAAACGAUCCCAUAUUAAAACAAAAGCUAAGAGAAGAAAUAAAAGAUUUUCUUGAAUUAAACGAUACGGGGGAAGUGUCGCAAAUCAUAUUAUGGGACACCCUAAAGGCAGUAAUGAGAGGACAAAUAAUUUCAAUGACCUCCCAUCUGAAAAAGAUAAAGAUGCAAAAAUUAGUUAACCUUCAGGUAAAGUUAAAACAACUACAACGGGAAGAUGGAUACAAAGGUAAUUUUGAGAUAAAAAAAGAAAUUUAAAAAAUACAGGUUGAAAUCGAUGAAAUUUAUACGCAGGAAACUCAAAAGAAAAUUAUUUUUUUAAAGCAGAAAUAUUAUGAGAUAGGAAGCAAAUCCUCUAAAGUCUUAGCUUAUAAACUGCGUAAACAGAGACUGGAAAACACAAUUCUUAAAAUAAAAAACCCUCAAACAAAGAUAAUUGAAAAUCAAUUAGAGAAAAUUCAAGAGAGCUUUGAGGUGUUCUAUAAAGAACUGUAUACCCAACCACAAACAACGGAUGAAAUAAAAAUUGAUAAUUUUUUGAACAAAUUAAAAUUACCAACUUUAACAAAUCUCCAAAAUGAAAGUUUACUCCAACCAAUAACAACCAAAGAACUUCACCUGGCAAUAUCCAAAUUAAAAGUAGGCAAGAGUCCGGGUUCGGAUGGGUACACUGCAG
Oreochromis aureus is the source of this 3430-nucleotide messenger RNA. RefSeq lists its product as uncharacterized. Bases 111 to 1190 code for a protein of 359 amino acids. The record is from RefSeq and is a predicted model, not a curated record. NCBI's taxonomy places the organism in Eukaryota, Metazoa, Chordata, Actinopteri, Cichliformes, Cichlidae. The transcript has 4 exons.